GUUUUAAACUGUUUUUGAGAUGGUGGCAAGGUUUAAAGUGAUUUUAAAUUGAUUUUAUCAGCAUCUGAAUGUGAUUAAACUGAAAUGGAAAUUGUGAUGGUUUUUAUGAGAAUUUCACUGUUUUUCUGAAAUUGAGCAUGAUUGGGGUGAAAAUGGGAAUUUCAUUGUUUUCUGGAAUUGAGCAUGAUUGAAAUGAAAAGUGAGAAUUUCAUUGUUUUUCUGGAGUUAUUGCACCGAGCAUGAUUGGUUUGAAAUGAAACUAUUUUCAUUGGUAUUGAGUAGAGCAUGCCUAUUUGGAAUUUACUGAACUGUUUUGAUGAACUGAGAGUUUACAAAUUCUGAGUUUUCUGAUAAAUCCAUGCCCACAUGGAAAUUUUCCGGUUUGUUUUGAAAUUUGGGAUUGAUUGUGAAAUUUGGGUUUUCUGUAAACUCUGCAUGGUUUUGUCUCGGAUAUAGUCAUGAUUACUGAUUACUGAUUACUGUGCCCGCUAGUGGGAGGUUUAUAAACGCUAGCACAUGUCGACAUGUAUUUCUGUAGAAUCGGUUCACCCUACCAAUGGGGUUAAACACUGGCACCAUUACUGUCGCCUGCCAGUGGGAGUUGUUAAACACUGGCACUUCUGUAACCUUGCCUAUGGGGUUAAACAUUGGCAACUAUUGUGCCCGCCAGUGGGAGGUUUAUAAACGCUGGUCAUGACUUAUAGAUGAGACUACUGAACUGAGUUUUAUUCUGCAUUAACGGUUUACCAUUGAACGUUCUGUUAUAUGAAACUGUUUAUCUGGCAUGCUAAAAGUUUUACCCAAGGGCUAUCCAUAUUUACUUACUGAGUUAUCUCAUAGUUUUCCCUUGUCCACCAUUUUAGGAAGCGAAACCGAGGACGGGGAAACUGAAGGGAGUGACGAGUUAGAAGGCUAGCCAUUCUAGUUGGAUAUAAGUUUUAAAUUUUAUCAUCCUUUUGUAAGUGAGAUUUUAUUCUUGAGAUUUGUGAUUUGAAUAAGUUCCGAGCCUUGUG
This is a messenger RNA of Rubroshorea leprosula, 1013 nucleotides long. Lineage: Eukaryota; Viridiplantae; Streptophyta; Magnoliopsida; Malvales; Dipterocarpaceae. The record is from the annotation of a GenBank genome assembly.